UAAUGUCCGUGAAAAUCACUAUAAAUUUGUCACAUGACUGCAAAAUGGCUGAUAACUACUUUCGUUUUGUGUUUGUUUUGAGCCUUUUCGCCGUGUAUCUUUCUUCACCAUUACCAGUUGUUGUGAAUACAUGGCCAUUUACAAAUGCUACAUUAGCAGCAUGGAAUACUAUAACAUCCACCAAUAAAACAGCAGUAGAUGCAGUAGAGGCUGGGUGUAGUGAAUGCGAGUCUCAGAGGUGUGAUGGCACAGUGGGCUGGGGAGGAGACCCUGACGAGAACGGUGAAACCACCCUGGAUGCGAUGAUUAUGGAUGGGAUAACACAUGAUGUAGGCAGUGUUGGUGCAAUUAGAAGAAUUAAAAGUGCAAUAUCUGUAGCUAGAGCUGUCAUGGAGAGAACAACUCAUACACUGCUUGUUGGAGAUCAAGCAACAGCAUUUGCUAAACAGCUUGGUUUUAAAGAGGAGGACCUCCACAGUGAUGAAAGUAUUAAUUUAUAUAAACAAUGGAAACAGAAAAACUGUCAGCCUAAUUACUGGAAGAAUGUUUUACCAGAUCCAAAGACAUCCUGUGGACCAUACAAGCCAACUCCAUUUCCACCAGAGAUACAGCAUGAGAAAUUGUUAGAUUGUAGUUAUAAAGGAAUAGGGGAGGAUAAUCAUGAUACGAUAGGUAUGAUUGUUGUUGACAGUAAAGGGAAUGUUGCAGGAGGAACUUCAACAAAUGGCCUUAAUCAUAAAGUUCCAGGACGUGUGGGUGAUUCUCCUGUGGCAGGUGCUGGGAGUUACGUAGAUAAUGACGUAGGUGGCGCUGCAGCAACAGGUGACGGUGAUGUCAUGAUGAGGUUUCUACCAAGUUUCCAUGCUGUUAUGAUGAUGAAGACUGGUGUAUCACCAUGUAUAGCCACCAGUGAAGCUAUAAGGAGUAUAUUGAGGUUUUAUCCAGAUUUUGUGGGAGCAGUUGUAGCAGUCAAUAAAAAAGGGGAGCAUGGUGCUGCUUGUCAUGGAAUUCCCAAGUUUCCGUAUUCUAUACGCAGUACAGACUAUAGUGAGGUCACUGUUUUAGAUGUACCAUGUAUGUGAUUCAGUGAUAAAAAUGAUAAUCCAGAUAUUCAAUUACUUCAGCUUGUAUUAUACUCAGGACAAAAGUUCAAAAUAUGUUCACAAUGCUCUAGUCAAUUUGAACCAUCAACCCAGUCCUUUGGGAAUUGAAGAGAUUUUAACUUUUAGAUUUUCAAACCACAAAUAAAGGCCUUAUUUCGUAAGGGCAGUAAAUCACGCUGAAUUGCCGAUAAUGCAAUUUUAAUCCAUUGCAAUUAAACCACAUAGACCUGACAAUUUAAUUGGGUUUAAAUACAAACGAAAAUAACAGCUUCUCCAACUAUCUGUCACAGUUCCUAGGGUAAAACACUGUUUUUACUAUUCCCUGGUGCUGGUGCAAAAUGAACAUAAUGUUAACCAUAAAUGUUGACUUAAAAUGAAAUUUUAAUUGAUAAAAAUUUUAAGAAAAAUUGCACAACUGUAUUAUAACACAACGCCUGCUGGUAGUGACUGAAUCUGUCAGUGCAAACCAAGAUAAGCCCACAUGUCUGUGCUGUCUGGUUAUAGUAUAUGUACUAUAUAAGUAUAUAUAAUAAUUGAGGGUUGAGCACAAAACUGCAGUAAUUUAUAAUUAUGAAAUGAAGAAGACUUACAACAGUUUUGCGGUCAAACCUUGAUAUCUAGGAAUUAAGAAAUUUGCUUUUAGGAGCUUAUCCAGAUUUUUUUAUCAUUAAAUGAAUAAUUUCUGACACUUUCUAUCACACGUAUAUAUUUAAUGUUUGUCCUAUACAGUAUAUAUACCACUUGUAGUGUUAUAUUUCUCUCAGACAUUUGAAGUUUUACAUCUUGAAAUAUGUACAUUUAUUUACUUGUUUUGUAUUACUGAUAAACUGCUUGGUAAGUGUAAGCUAUUUGUUAGUAUUUUUAUGCAAAAUUUAAGUAUGAAUGCAUGUGCAAUUUAGUUAAAAUUGUUUUUGAUUCUGAUGUUAAUGUAUAAUUUAUUUUCGCUCUUUUUAUUGUACACUUCUGUGAAUUAUGCAAAUGUUCUUUUGUUAACAUAUGAUGACUUUUGUUUCUUUUCUAUCACUUUUGUCUAUUUACCUCACUGUUAUUAAAAAAAACGCCUUAAGUAAGGUAAUCAACACAUGAUUGUGUAGAUUAUAUAAUCAAUUUAGGUUUAGUCACAUGUAUUUCAUUUGCUGUCAAACAUUUCAGAGACAUAGAACAGUCAUAGUUUAGUCAUUUCAACUAUUCAUAAUGGACCCCUCUCCCCCCAUCACCUCUACCCCCCCCCCCCCCCCCCCCGAAAAAAAAAAUAAAUAAAUGGUCAUACAUCUUGUAUUCCUUUAGUUCUGUACUAACUUCUAAUUGUUUUACUACAUGUAUCAAUUUCAAAAGUACCUUUAUUUUUUCAAAUAAGUGAAAUGUAAGAUAUUUGCUAUGUACAUUAGGCAUUAUACGGACUUAAACCCAUGACUGAGACUGAGAUCAUUACUGUAUGUGGUCAAGGUCACCAAGACUAGAAUUAGAUAUACUUGUGGUUAUGAUCCUGCCACUUGGUGGGGAGGGAUGUAGAUUUUACCCAUUGCACUCUUAUCAACCUGUAACACUGUCUGUCUUGUGUAUCAAUAAGCCAAGUCUCAGGGAAGUACAUGUAUAUUACAGUAACUGUAUAUUUAGUUUCUGGUCUGUUCGUUGACUUACAAAAUAAAGGAAUGUCGUGUCAUCAAUUGAUAUCCUAUGAACACAUUCUCGUUCAUACCAGUUUUAGCAAUUAUUUUAGUCAAAGCUAUAUCAUGUUGUAUUUUUCUCUGAUAUUUUGUGUUACAUGUAGUUUGAUGUAAAUUAUGAAUCGGAUAUCUGCAUACUUGCAUUCAGUAUUACUGUUGUUUUUUCCCUAUCAUUUAUUAUAUCUUUGGAGUAGAUUUGGAAUAUUAUUAUAAUCAUUAUUAUUAUUGUCAUCAUUUUAUUCCAGGUUUUUUUCUGAGCUCUGUCUGGUAUUUCAGGUUUUUCAUUGGUCAGCGUAGAUUCUUUGCCGAUUUCAGACCAAUAAAACAACUGAUCGAAAUGGUCUUUGAGUAGAAUUUUUUUCUAUAACCUCUCACCUUGUUUUGGUGGCUUAUUCAAUUUUGAAGCUUCACACCUCCGGAUGAGCCAAAAUAUUUUAUGAAAUUCAAUCUUUAGAAAAAUGUAUUAAGAUCUUAAGAAAAGUAAAAAUAUUCAAUAUUUAAUUAAUUAUUUACAUGUUAUGUGCGAUUCAUGACUGAUUUUUCAGUAUCAAUCACUAUAAUUCUACUGCGUUACUAACGUGGUAAGAGGUUUUUAUGUAUAUUUUGACCUCCUUUUGGUAAUUUACGUUGAUUGCAAGUGCCAAUGCAAUGUGUACAAAUAACUUUCUUUGUUCACUUCACAAUAUUUUACUUUUAUAUACAUUGUCAAAAUUUCAUGAAAAUUAGCAUAAAUAUGGAGGCUUACUGCUUUUUUAAAAAUUUUAAAAACUUAAUAGUGGUAACACAGUAGAAAUACAAUG
This is a messenger RNA of Ruditapes philippinarum (Manila clam), 3570 nucleotides long. Its product is annotated as N(4)-(Beta-N-acetylglucosaminyl)-L-asparaginase-like. The transcript has 9 exons. The record is from RefSeq and is a predicted model, not a curated record. NCBI's taxonomy places the organism in Eukaryota, Metazoa, Mollusca, Bivalvia, Venerida, Veneridae. Gene Ontology annotation, biological process: protein deglycosylation. Gene Ontology annotation, molecular function: N4-(beta-N-acetylglucosaminyl)-L-asparaginase activity. The coding region runs from base 3 to 1082 and encodes 359 amino acids.